AUGAACCGAAAACAACAAUCGUGGAACGAGCACGUGGAAGACGCGCGCGACGCCGCGGUCGACACGCUGGAAGACUUGACGGGAAAGGUGGAGAGCGGGCUCGAUUCGCUGCAAAAGUACGUCAAGUUUGGAAGCGCGCCCGAGGUGCUGCUGCGGAUUCGAAAGCAGUUUCGAUUGCGGAUACCGAUCGCGCCGGACGUGGUCGUCACGGCGGGGACGGACGUGCCGCUGCAGGCGGCGAACGAUGGCGAGGCGUUCGGGAAGGAGGUCUUCAAUUACAAGCCCAACCUGCAGUGGAAGGUGACGGAUUCGUGGUUCAACGGAGACAUUAAUCUCGACACGCGCAAGCACACGGUGUUUUACGAGAAGACGUUCGAUUUGGACGCGGUGCAGCUGAAGGUGAGCGGGAACUUCGAUUACAAGGAUCACGAACCGUACGUCGGGUUUCAGUUUUUGACGACGAAUGGCGUGACGUCUCCGGCGAUGCAAAACGGCUUUUGCGUGAAGAGGAAUCUCGAGCUGCACGACGGCGACAAGACCGCCUUCACGGCCAACGUCGAGGCGAGCUUGAUCCUCGGUUCGACGACGAUGGGCGGUAGAAAGGGGAAGAAGCUCGAAACGUCGCCGGCGACUGUCGAUUUUUCGCGAAUCGAACUGGAUUUGCUGCUCAAGUAA
Molecule: messenger RNA, 675 nt
Organism: Ostreococcus lucimarinus CCE9901
Lineage: Eukaryota; Viridiplantae; Chlorophyta; Mamiellophyceae; Mamiellales; Bathycoccaceae
Exons: 1
Coding region: 1-675 (224 amino acids)
Source: RefSeq, a predicted model, not a curated record